This is a messenger RNA of Labeo rohita (rohu), 4116 nucleotides long. It is a transcript of the gene pigu, whose product is annotated as phosphatidylinositol glycan anchor biosynthesis, class U. Gene Ontology annotation, biological process: protein localization to cell surface; attachment of GPI anchor to protein. The record is from RefSeq and is a predicted model, not a curated record. The transcript is spliced from 12 exons. Bases 19 to 1326 code for a protein of 435 amino acids. Gene Ontology annotation, cellular component: membrane; GPI-anchor transamidase complex. Lineage: Eukaryota; Metazoa; Chordata; Actinopteri; Cypriniformes; Cyprinidae.
GCUUCUUCCUCGACAAAAAUGGCGGCUCCUUUAACACUAUUGCUGAUAGUGGCUGUUACAAUAAGAGCCGUUUUAUUCCGAUCCAGUUUGGCAGAAGUAAUAUCAGAGAGGGUCGAGGUGGUGUCGCCUUUGAAUGCGUGGAAACGAGUUGUAGAGGGUCUUGCCUUGUUGGAUCUGGGGGUCUCGCCUUACUCAGGAGACGUGUUUCAUGAAACACCGCUUAUGAUAUACCUCUUCCAUUUUAUGGUCGACUAUGCAGAGAUUGUUUUUAUGAUAGCAGAUGGAAUCACAGCGGUGGCCCUUUAUCUGUCAAUUCAGACUUAUAAUAAGAAUGUGUUUAGAAAACAGAAGUAUGCCUUGGAAUCGGACCGGUAUCCCGCCGACAGUUUGGAGCUUCUCCGCUCUCCCAAGGAAAUGCUCUACAUCCCCCUCAAGGUUGCCAUGUUUUAUCUGCUAAAUCCCUUCACCAUCCUGUCUUGUGUGGCAAAGUCAACUUGUGGGCUGAACAAUGCCAUUAUUGCGCUCUUCAUUCUCUGUACAUUAAAAGGAAGUGCCUUGUUGAGUGGGAUAUUGUUGGCCUUGGCCACAUAUCAGUCAAUCUAUCCUCUGACCCUGUUUGCUCCUGCACUCCUAUUCUUCUUGCAGAGGUUAUAUAUCCCCGUGAACCUGAGAAGGAGUAGUUUCUGGUUCUUCACUCUUCAGUAUGCGUUCAUAUAUGUGGGCAGCCUGGUGGUGAUCACUGGACUCUCUUUCUUCCUCCUGGGCUCUUGGGACUUCAUCCCUUCUGUCUAUGGAUUUAUAUUUUCUGUUCCAGACCUGACUCCAAACAUCGGACUCUUCUGGUACUUCUUUGCGGAGAUGUUUGAGCACUUCCGUCUCUUCUUCAUCUGCGUCUUCCAGAUCAAUGUGUUCUUUUACACCAUCCCGCUCUCCAUCAAACUCAAGGAGCAUCCAGUGUUCCUCAUCUUCAUGCAGAUUGCCAUCAUCUCCAUCUUUAAGUCGUACCCCACCGUAGGAGAUGUCGCCCUCUACAUGGCAUUUUUGCCAGCCUGGAGUCACCUUUAUCGAUUUUUAAGAAACAUCUUUUUGGUUUCAUGCGUGCUGUUGGCGUGCUCCGCGCUUUUUCCUGUACUCUGGCAUCUGUGGAUAUACGCUGGCAGUGCCAACUCUAAUUUCUACUACGCCAUUACGUUGCUCUUCAAUUUUGGACAGAUCCUCCUGGUGUCAGAUUAUUUUUACGCCUAUCUGCGUCGAGAACAUCACCUGACCCAUGGCCUCUAUCUAAAGAAGAAAGAUGGCACUGAAGCCACUCUAGUGUUAAAGUGACCUUCUUUCACAGGACUAAGAGAUCUCACCGACUGCCUCACACUCCCAUAUCUUUGCUUUUUUAUUUAACUUUUCACACUACAUUUUUUCCCCAGCUCUUUUACUUUCUCAGCUCAUUUUGCCUCUCCUUUCUUUUUUUUUUGGUACUUUCUUUUGUACAUUUAAGCAUUUUACCUCAUGUUUGAAUGUUGACACCCCCUCUUGGACCAAAGCUGACUUUUUGAUAAUGGGGGCUGACGGAAGGUGUCUGAGUGAUGCAGAACUUUACAAUUGUGGCUCCCAUGAGGUGGGUGCAAAGUUAUUUUCACUUUUGAUUUGCUUGUCUUUCAUUGUUUCUGAGGAUAUAUUUUCUUUAUUAAACUCCAUUCAAAAAGUGAGGUCAUUUGGUUGGACGUGCAGUUUGAAGUCAUGGUCAGCAGAGGGCAUAAUGUGAAUGUGGAGUGAUUACAAACAUUGACUUCAGAGGGCCAAAACUCACAGAGCUCUCAGCGCCUUUUAUUGGAGGGUCCGACACGAAGAGGUGGUUAUGUUCAAAUGUUCUCUGAAUGCUUUUCUUGGUUUGACUCAUGAACAAAAAAACCUCUUAAUAAUACAAGAGGCAUAGGAGUGGCUUAAAAUAGUCAGAUUUGGUACUUUUUGUACAAUAAUUUUGUUUUGUUUUUUUGUUCUAACAGAAUGAGGGAUUAAACUGCACUGCAAUUUUAUUUUCCACUAAACUGAAUUGGGUUUGUUGUCCUGCUUUAUGAUUCCCUUGGGAAUUAACCGCCUGGAUUUACUUUGAUCCAUGAUUUUGAUCCAACACCACUGCACGUGACCCUAUCGUUUGCACACCUGUAAAACCCCUCCCUCUUGUGGCUAGACCUUCCUUGUAGUUUCUAGAUGGUGGAAUUUUCCACAGCUUGUAUUGUUUCUAAACCUUUCCAGUUAUCCGCCCUUUGGCCAGGUAGGAAGACGUUUAAACAUCCUGUUGGCUUCGAUUAUGAGGUCAGCUGUUUCAAAGUUUAGCGUGUCAAAGUCAUCUCUAAAGUCAUAAAGAAAGAUGUAGACGCUGAAGGUUUACAAACAUAUGCUUGCUGUUUAAUUUACACAAUGACAUACCUUAUUGUACCUUAUGUUGACCUUAAAUGACAUUUAUAACGCAAAUGUAUUUCCUUAAAGAGCUAAAUGACAGCUGAAGCUACUAAACAGCUAAACAGUUAAAGUAUUUUAUAUCGUACUGUAUAUUAACCAAGAAACUGCUAGCAGGAAGAUAAAAACAAAUGAUUCGUUCUUCUUCCUGAAAAAUUAAGAUAAGACUUGUUUUUACAGAAUACAUUUUCAAUUAAGUUUGCUUCUCUUACCACAUCGGCAGAAACUUUUAUUUCAAGCUUUACUUGUUUUGUUUGAUUUGUGCCUAAAACAAAUACAAGCAUUUAGUAAUGUAAGAAAAAAAUAACUUAAAUGUUUUAUAUCUUGUACAGUUUUGUUUUGACACUGUUUAGACAGAAAGACUAAGACAACGUUUUGUUUGUUUGUUUUUUUGGUAGUAUAAUACAGCAUUUUGACUGAAACUACUGAUUUUACCUACCCAUUUUGAGCAGUUGUUAUAUUAGCCAGCAGUGUUGGGGUAACGCAUUACAAGUAAUGCAAGUUACAUAAUCAGAUUACUUUUUUGAUUAAGUAACUAGUAAAGUAACACAUUACUUUACAUUUUCAAAUAAGUAACGCCAGUCACUUUUUCCCCCCAUUUAUUGAUUGAAAGCUCUCGUGUCCCCACUUUGAGAGAAAUCAGGCAUAAUUUUACUUUAGUUAUAGAAUAAAUUUGAACAUGCAUUAAUUAAUCUCACAAAAAAUAAAAAAAAAUACAGAUUCCGUAUUCCUCAAAAUGAAUAAAAACAGUUCUGCAACUCAGAAUAUGAUGCAAACCUGCAAUAAUUAAAUGUAUUUAAUCCCAUUUUAUUAACCAGUGUCCUUGGUGCUAACCUUCGAUUAUCCAAAUAAACCAUAUACUAAUAAGCAAAAAUGACUCAAGAUAAACUAACUAGAUCAAGAUAAAAUAUUCUUUUUGUAUUUUUAUUUGCUGAAGACAUGAAUUUACUUUUCCUUCAGCUUGACGCUUUUGGUGUGAGAGGGCUGUUACAUUUAACAAAAAUAUAACUUUCUAUAUUAUAAAUGAACAAGCAACCCAGCUCAGAUUUAAAAAGCAACGCAAAAGUAAAGUAGCACAUAACUUUCCAUAAAAAAUAACUAAGUAAUGUAAUUUGUUACUUUUUUUUUAGGAAGUAACACAAUAUUGUAAUGCAUUACUUUUAAAAGUAACUUUUCCCAACACUGUUAGCCAGUACCUUUUUUUUUUCCAGUCUUCAUGGGGAUUAUUUAUUGUGUUCUUUUGAAUUCAUUUUUCUACUCCAUUUUACCUUGUUUAUAAACGUGCUUUCGAUACCAAGUUGGAGACAUUUGAAUGGCCUGCGAAAUGUGAACAUGUCUGUGGUCGGCACGAUUAAGGGCUUCUCUCCUGCUUGCGUCAGAGAUGGAACUGCAGGGAAUCUUUUUCUUAAGUUAGUGCGAAAUUUUAACAAUUUUAAUGUGUUUUCAGAUAGUUUCUCUUUCAUUUUGAAUGCCUAUACCAGCGGUCCGGAAAUGUGCACACUGAAGUAUUACAACAUUAUGUGACCUCCGUUUCACAUUACUCUGGUUCCCCUUUCGAUCUGAAAGGAAAGUUUGGGCAAUUCUGGAUGUCAUAAUACUGAUUUGAAAUGAUCUGUAAAAGAUGAGGUGAUUAAAAUGCCAAUAAAGGUUAUUUCUCAGUUA